Populus euphratica (Euphrates poplar) is the source of this 2480-nucleotide messenger RNA. Its product is annotated as phosphatidylinositol 4-kinase gamma 3-like. The record is from RefSeq and is a predicted model, not a curated record. Bases 480 to 2234 code for a protein of 584 amino acids. Lineage: Eukaryota; Viridiplantae; Streptophyta; Magnoliopsida; Malpighiales; Salicaceae. Gene Ontology annotation, molecular function: protein binding. The transcript has 3 exons.
GAUAGUUUACCUCUGUGUCUCUAGAAAGUUUCUGAAGAACGAAAGCGCGGAGAGCAACUUAAUUGAAAGGAAAAAGGAGGAUUUAAUUUUCAAAAUCAAGAGACGAGAAAAUGACGCGAAAAAAAUUAAAAAAAAUUAAAUUUCUCCUUUUCUCCUUCCUCUGAUCCUCGUCAUCUCACUUCGAUUUCAGCUUCUUCAGAGAUACAUUGGAGCGAUUGGUGAAAGUUUUGAUCUUUCAUAGGAAAAGAAUCCUGUGAUAGGUCCACCCUAUCAAAACCUUUAGCGUGAGUACUUUUGGAGUGUUUCUUUGGGUUUUGAUGCGUGUCUGCCCAGAUUUUAGUGGAAGCAUGGGGGUUUUGGUUCUUGGAUUUACGCUUGGUUUGGACAUUUUGAAUGAAUUUGGGGUUUCUUAUAGAAUUUAGGAUUUUGGUGCUUUAUAUUAGUGUAAGAAGCCAGGAUUUAGAUUGAUAAGAUUAACAAUGUCGAUGGCUAGUGUAGCUCUUAGUCCUGUGCAUGAUGAGUCUUUCGAUUCUCAUCGCAAUUUCCCUUGGCUGUGUGGUCUGCACUCUAGUGACUCUAUUGUAAUUUUUCUUGUUGUUGGGAGAUCAAUCAUUCCAUUGCAAGCUAUGGAGUCAGAUUCGAUUGCUUCGGUGAAGCUGAGGAUUCAAGCUUCCAAAGGUUUUUCUGUGAAGAAGCAAAAAUUGGUUUUUGAGGGGAGGGAACUAGCACGAGGCAAUUCUCAAGUGAGAGAUUAUGGUGUUGCAGAUGGAAAAGUACUGCAUUUGGUGGUCAGGUUUUCAAAUCUCCAAGCUAUAACAGUAGGGACUGUUUGUGGGAAAGUGUACGAGUUUCGUGUUGAUAGGGGUAGAAGUGUAGGCUAUGUUAAGAAGCAGAUAGCUAAGAGAGGGAAAGGUUUAGAUCUUGUUGAUCAAGAACUGGUAUGUGAUGGUGAGGAGCUUGAAGACCAGAGGCUCAUUACUGAUAUUUGCAAAAGUAAUGAUGCUGUGAUUCACCUGCUCAUCUGCAAAUCAGCCAAAGUAAGGGGAAAACCUGUUGAGAAAGAUUUUGAAUUGUCUAUUGAGGCAUUGGAUUUGAAUGAGAAGAAAGCUGACUCUGUAGGAGAGCACCAACAGGGUGCUUUAUCUAUGGGAUGUAGGGUUAUAGAGAGGAAACCACUAUUACGAGAAUUCCUUCUGGAACCUCUAAUUGUCAAUUCCAAAAUCCAACUGCCAUUAGUUAUCAGAGAGCUAUUCAAGUCUACUUUCAAUGGGUUGGAUAGGGGCAAUGAACCGAUUCGAUCUUCUGAGGGAUCUGGGGGAGCUUAUUUCAUGCAAGAUUCAUCUGGUCAGAAAUAUGUUUCUAUCUUUAAACCAAUUGAUGAGGAGCCAAUGGCUGUAAAUAAUCCUCAUGGGCUACCCUUGUCAAUUGAUGGUGAGGGAUUGAAGAAAGGCACAAGAGUAGGAGAAGGUGCACUGAGGGAAGUUGCAGCUUACAUCUUGGAUCAUCCAAAGAGCGGACCCCGCUCAUUUUCUGGUGAGGAGAGAGGCUUUGCUGGGGUUCCACCCACAGCAAUGGUCAAGUGCCUCCACAGAGGAUUCAAUCAUCCCAAUGGUUAUGAAUUUGAUUCCAAGAAUAUCAAAAUUGGUUCAUUGCAGAUGUUCAUGGAGAAUGAUGGAAGUUGUGAAGAUAGGGGCCCUAGUUCUUUCCCUGUUGCUGAGGUGCACAAAAUCUCUGUGUUGGACAUUAGAUUGGCUAAUGCAGAUAGGCAUGGUGGGAACAUAUUGGUCAGUAAAGAUAGUGAACAUGGCCAGAUUGUGCUUAUUCCAAUUGAUCAUGGCUACUGCUUUCCUACAAAUUUUGAGGAUUGCACAUUUGACUGGCUUUACUGGCCUCAAGCUCAACAACCGUACUCUCAUGACUCUGUUGAGUACAUCAAGGCUCUGGAUGCUGAGCAGGAUAUUGCACUUCUCAGGUUUCACGGGUGGGAUAUGCCACCUGAGUGUGCUCGCACCCUCUGUAUCUCCACAAUGCUCCUGAAGAAAGGUGCAGAGAGAGGUCUUACUCCCUUUGCCAUUGGAAGCAUCAUGUGCAGAGAAACAGUGAGGAAGGAAUCUGUGAUUGAGCAGAUUGUGCAAGAAGCUCAGGAUUCUGUUCUCCCAGGAAGCGGUGAGGCUACCUUCCUUGAAGCUGUAUCACUAAUCAUGGAUCGUCAUCUUGAUAAGCUGUCCUCGUGAGUGCAGAAUAUAACUUGUAGAUAUGUUACUUAUGUGCAUUAGCUAUCAUGCCCAUGCAUGGAGUAUGAAUGAUGGGACCUUUACCAUAUUUUACUGGUCUGUGGUCCUGGGCCAUCCGCGACUGGUUGCCGGAACUUGUGGGCCCCAUCUCUUCUCUUGUUAUUGUCCUUUACGCCCUCCAUCGAUUGAAAAUUGCUCUCAACAAUUAACCUUUAAAAUAUGUCUUUGUUGAUUUCGUUUCACCUU